Molecule: messenger RNA, 5213 nt
Organism: Bombyx mori (domestic silkworm)
Lineage: Eukaryota; Metazoa; Arthropoda; Insecta; Lepidoptera; Bombycidae
Exons: 7
Coding region: 286-1185 (299 amino acids)
Source: RefSeq, a predicted model, not a curated record
GCUGGCAGGCGACCGGAACGGUCAGUAAUUUGAUGCCGCUGCUUUCAUUCGAAAAGCGCACUUUAAAACACGUUCUGCACUGUUCUAACGCAUACAACUGCUAGAACGUUAAACAAAGACAGAAUAUAGACGCUUUCUUAGGUAAACUUACAUAUGUUUUUAAGAAAAAAAAAACUCAUUGUUCCGGACUUGCUAACGCGGAGUAGUUGGAAGUGUUUGUGCGUCUAUUUUCAAGUGUUUUAAGUGGUUGACGACAGUAUAACGAGAUAAAGUUUUGAAAAAGCGAUGGAAAGUGAGAGAAGUUUGCGGGUGAGGGGAGGCAGUGCAAGAGCAACAGGCGUGCGCACUGGCGGAGGUCGUUCGAGUGUUCCCAUACGUGGUGGUUCACGAAAAGGAAGGGUACGAGGUAGAGGAAGGGGGUGCCCGCGGUCUUCUGUUGAACAGAGGCCGUCGACAAGUUGCGCAUUUAACCUUAUUGCAAUUGAGGAUUUGCCCGCUGGGGAACCGAUAGAGCAGGCAUUGACGGAGCGAAGUAAGCGUUCAUGGAACCCCCGAAAUUAUGAACCUGACGGAGAGGACAUUCCAGUAAUUUUGUCUUCACCUGCGAUUCCGCCAUCACCGGCAAUGUACGUUGAAUGUGGCGGCAGUGGUACGAGCACGCCAUCUUCUAGAUAUAAUUACAGAUUUCUGUACAUGGCAGCCGUAGUCCUUUGCCGUCACAUAAACGUGUGCGUCGAUCGCUUUGCCCAGACCAAGAACAUGAUACUACGAACAGAGAUUCUAUUUCAUCGCUACGUCGACCGCUACGAGACUGAAAUUUGCUACUUGUUGCACUAUGGAAGUGACGACGAUGACAGCGAUGAUGAGAGCCAGAAUGAUAACGACGAAAUCGUUCCUAUGAUCAUCCCCCGGGCAGCUGGAAUACUGAUGGACACUCCGGACGACGAGGAGAUUGAGAUUGACACGGCGGCGGCAAGUAAACCUCUUGUGACAUCUUCCUCGCCUUCUAUCAUUUCAGCACCUACAUCACCAGCGCGUGAUACCGGUAUGAAGCCUAGUCAUUUUUUUGAAUUUGACUGGGGAACUUUCCCUGACUCUCCUAUACCACCAACAGAAAGGCGUGAAUCUUUUAAGGAAAACUCUGGUCCCACGGUCACUGUAAGUGACCUUUACGAGAUUUUUUGAUUAAUUUGGGACCAGGAGUACAUGGAAUUUAUUGUGCAGGAAACAAAUAGAUAUGCCCAACAAUUAGCUGCUGAAAUGUUGGACGGCGGGGAAUUACAGGCCUCCAGUAGGAUUACAGAAUGGAAAGAAACCAAUGUAGACGAGUUAUUGGUGUUCUUCGGAAUAUUACUGGCGAUGGGAAUCGUCAUAAAGAACCGGGUUGAAGAGUACUGGAAUACGGAACAAAACAUCUUCUCCACUCCAGGUUUCAAAGUAUAUAUGUCGCUUAGGAGGUUCCAGUUACUCAGCAGUUGCUUACAUUUUAAUAAUUCCAAGAACUUGAGAAACCUCAACCUGGAUCCCUCACAGGCAAAGCUUUUUAAAGUAGAGCCUGUGAUUAGCCAUUUGAAUUCCAAGUUCACGGAGUUAUAUAUAAUGAAGCAGAACAUGGCUUUAGAUGAAUCGCUGCUGCAGUGGAAAUGUUGGUUGAACAUCAACCAAUUUAUUCCAAACAAAGCUGCAGCAGUGGGCAUAAAAACUUACGAAAUAUGUGAGUCGCAGACGGGGUAUUUAUGGCGAUUUAAAAUCCAUGCCCAUAAGGCUUCGCCUACAGUCUCAGAGGCUGAUCCAUUCACAGCGCCGGUGUACGGCGUUAGUUCUUAACCUUAUCAAAGGUUUAGAACACAAAGGGUACACGUUGUGGAUGGAUAACUUCUACAAUUCCCCAGCACUUGCCCGAAAACUCAAGUCGAUUGGGUUUGAUUGUGUCGGUACGUUGCGGACAAACCGCAAGUAUGUCCCGACGGAACUGACCAAUCUGAAAAAAUCUCAGAUGAAGCCCGGGCAAGUAGUAGGCUAUACCAGUGGAGAUGUCGAUUGCAUAAUAUGGAGAGAUCAGAACCGCGUAGCGACGAUCUCAACGUACCAUGGCAAUGCCGUCUCCACUAAAAACGGAGUAACAAAACUUAUUUUGAUACGUGACUACAACAUCUGCAUGGGUGGCGUGGAUAAAAAAGAUCAGAUGUUGGCUGCAUUCCCAAUUGAACGCAAGAGGACACAAAUUUGGUACGAGAAAUUGUUUAAAAGGUUACUUAAUGUUUCUGUGUUGAAUGCCUAUAUCAUACAUAAACAGACUGCCACGGAGGUCUUGGACCACAGGGGCUUUAGAAAAAACCUGGUAGAAUCCCUUUUGCGUAGGCAUUCAAUGAAAAUGUAGCCAUAUGUCUUUUCUGCCAGGAUACAAGAUACCAUUUUCGAGGUGAGCCGCCAUCAACCCGCCGAAUAUCCGCGGCUAACUUCAUUAAACAGCACAAAUCGCCAUCGCCACCCAUGUAAAGUGUGCGGUAAGCGCACGGUAACGUAUUGCGUAGGGUGCGACAAACCUGUGUGCGUAUUCACAUGUUUUGUGAAACUUCACAAUUAAUAUAAUAAUAGGGUAAGGCCAAAUAAUUUUAUGUACCUAUGUUAAUUAUUAUUUCUUCUCAAUUGAAAGUAGCCUACAUGUUAACUUUUUUUAAGACUAUCAAAACAUUGUUGACAUAUUUCAAGAGUUUAUUUUUUGUCUGAUUUUUUGUCUUAAAAUUUUUCGUCUUAAGUUCUUGAGAGUAUUUUUUUGUCUGAUUGUAUGUACAUUUUUUGUAAGAGUAAAUUUGAUUUAGAGAGAGAAUUUGAAUUUGAUUUUUGAUUUAAUAAUCUUGGUGACGCAGGUGAGCGUCACCUUAAACGUGAGCUGAUGAGCUGAAAGGGAGCAUAUGAACUCUGCGGAGAAUGAGCGGACACGAAAGGGUAGGUAGGAAAACGGUACUUACUUGGAGGCUGAUGCUGGCACUAUCACGGUCGUAGUGGUGUUUCUCUGAGAUGGCUGGCACAUACACCUUUUCACCGGUUCACACUCAACCUUUUACUUAGUAUAUAGCGAAAGGCGCGCGCGCACAAUUUACUCAAUAUCGAACGAGCGUAUCUCCGCGUGCCGUCAUAUAUCGCACUGUUAUGAGAGGUGCGGGGUGCGUACGGGCGACGGCACCCGAGUUGAGCCGAACAUUUACGAACGUCGCGCUGUCGCGCGAACAAAUCGGAAAAAAAAACUUUUUAUACAUUUUUUUUCUAAGAACAAAUAAAUAAUAUUCUGAAACAACAGAAAUAAUAUAAAUACAGUAACUGACCGGACCCGGUCAUUCGCCAGACUGAGGGUAAAAAGUCGCAUCCAUGUUAAGACAGCCGUUUUCGCGUGCCAUCUUAGUAAAUAAUUGUUGUUUUAUUUCAUCAUUUUCUAAUAAAUGUUGUAUGAAAACACCAUCUUUAUAUCUUACAAGCCUUUUGCAAAUUUAUUCAUGUUUUAGGAAAUACAUUGUUAACUCAUAAAAAUAAUUGAAUACUACAGUACAGAUCAUUGUUUGAAUAUACCUAUUUUUUCUUAGUUUACACAGGUUUUAUUUGAAUCUUAAUAUCUUUAUAAUCUUACAUAUUUCAGACGUAAAUAUUUAACACAAUUGAGAUUAUGAACCAAACAUCAAUAGAAACAUACAUUUCAAUCUCACUUGAUCAAUAUACCUAGUCAGGUCAUAAAUUCUGUCACAUGUUUAAUGUAAAAUAAUUGAAACAAGUUUAUUCAUUAUGUAACCAUUCAUAUACCAAAAUGAACUUAACAAAACAUAGAUUCUUAUGACACUAAAGUUUAUUCAAAAUGACCUCCGUGAUUUUGAAUACAGGCCUUCAAUCUGCGCGACCAGUCGUCUAUCGCAGCACGAACGAGGUCCAUGUCAAUAUCGGCGGCUGCCUUAAUCAAGGAUGUCUUGAGUGACUCCAAAUUGGGAUGAGGCUUUGAGCACGCCUUUUCCUCCAAGUGUUGCUAUAUCUUGUAAUCUAACGGAUUCAAAUCUGGACUGGAGGAGGGCCAGUCUUCGUGCCGGAUGAAGUCGAUUUCACGCGCCGCCAGCCAGUCUUGUGUGCUCUUCGCUCUAUAAGCUGGCGCCGAAUCUUGUUGGAAUACCCAGUGCCUGUUAUCGAACAUGGUAUGAGAAACAGGUUCCACAAGGUUCGUCAGGACUGUAUUUUGAUACACAACUGCAUUCGUUUUUACACCUUUCUCACAAAAAUGUACCUCUGUUAAGCCCCAAUAAGAAACUCCCAACCAUACCAUGAGCGAGGAUGGAAAAUGACCUCGUUGGACACGCGGAAUACGGUUGCUUGCUUCUUCACUACUGUGUGCGUACACCUUAUCAUUUUGCUUAUUGUAGCUCUCUUCUACGGUAAAAAUUUUUUCAUCCGAAAAAAUAAUUUCCCGAUAUUUUUUUCCCGCGUACCGCUUCAACAAAGCGCGGCAUCUCUUCAGUCUCAGGUCCAUUAGACGAGCAUUCAAACGAUGUCCUGUUUUUCUUCGAUAUGCCCGAAGCCCUAAGUCUUCAUUUAACACCCUUUUCACGGUGUUUCUGCUUAACCCCAUCUGAAGGGCCAACAGUUUCUGCUUACGUUUGGGAUUUCUUUGAAUUCGCGCGUUCACAGCUUUUAUCACUGCUGGAGUCCUAACAGACCGAGGGCGACCACUUCUUGACCUGUCAUCUACACUAGAGUCUUCAUUGUAUCGUUUGAUGGUACGAUAAACGAAUCUUUUGGUUAUAUUCAAAAUUUUCAGUAUGUUAAAAAUUUGAAUUGGCGCGUAACCGCAACGAUGCAACGCAAUAACUGCAACACGGUCUUCUUUAAGCGUCCACUCCAUAUUUAAAAAUGAGUAAAAUUCUAAAAGUAUACAUUUUUAUUUUCAUGAACAAUUCGAAAUUCGAAUUCAAUAAACUUUUUUGCGGCCAGCAUUCUAAAAGAAAAGUUUUUACUGUGUGACAAUACUUAUGACCUGACUAGGUAUUUCUCAGAACUAAGCUUGUAACAUGAGCUAUUUUCAACAUCCGGCGCAAGAUCUACCACUGCGGCCGAUUUUUUGUAAACGUUCUACUGAUAUUUUUUUGUAUAGAAUGAUGUGUAAUUCUUAGGAUUAUGUUUUGAAAUAGUGUUUGUCAAAGCAAAUUAAACACAAAUAUGAUCGCUUAAACUAAAAA